Molecule: messenger RNA, 2000 nt
Organism: Eremomyces bilateralis CBS 781.70
Lineage: Eukaryota; Fungi; Ascomycota; Dothideomycetes; Eremomycetales; Eremomycetaceae
Exons: 4
Coding region: 454-1875 (473 amino acids)
Source: RefSeq, a predicted model, not a curated record
UACGAAUUGCUUCGAUGCUCUGGACCAAAGUCGCCGUUAGCUGUUCAGUAAUCCGAAUGAAUAAUAUCUAGGCAGCAAUGGUUUGGUCUUAGAUGAGCCUUCUCACCUCUUAUCAGCCACACUGAAGUUUUCGGAUCUUCGACGCGUCUUUCAGUGCUGCCAGCAAAGAGACCGAGCGAAUCUAAACCCGAAUGACGCGUUUUAUUCUUUCAAAGGUGUCGUCAAUGGCUUCCCAAUCCGAGUAAUAAACAUAGGAGCAUGGUUUUGGGGCCGCUACACGUUCGAUCUCUGGCAGCAGGGUGUGAAUUCAUUCCCAUUACGCGGAGCCGAGACCCCUUGUACAUGAACAAAUUCGCUGGUUUGGCGACAAUCGCCUUCAAUCGUGGACAUAAAUGAGAUAGCCCCUCAUUGGUUGGAAUUGCGGCGGUAUCGGCGAACCCUUCGAUAGGCGAGAUGAUCAAGGGUACGGUAGGGGGACAUGUCUCCUCAUUGAGGGAUGUCAAUCGACCAUCACGCAAGAGAAGGCGUCGAUACCCAUCUACCUCCAAUCGUGGUCCAAAUCUGGAGACCUCCGGCGUGCAAAGUUAUGACAAGGAAUCGGGUACUGUGUACUACGAGACCGAAAUCCUCGCCCCUACAACGAUGAAUGGAAUGGAAUCAUGGAUAGAUGAGUCCUGGGGGAGCCGCUAUGGUUCGCUCUAUGCGAAACCAGCGCAUAAAACCGGGGUAAAUACGUUAUCUGCCUUGGCAGCGAACUGCCUGGCGGCCAAUUUACGUUACCUGGAUCUCGAAGUUCUCCAAGCCAUGCCGGAACACCUUGUGCGGACCGUAUGGGAGUGUGCGACCAAAAGCGAUAGCGACUCUCUUCGAACAUGGGCCUUAUUCAUCAGCGCCUAUGGCAGCUUCGAUGGUAUCUCAAGGACUAGAGCCGAGAAACUUGAUCGUUCUAUCGACUUACGUUUGGUAUUGAGCGGAAUAUGUCGCAUCCUCACAGAUGUUUCAACUGCUCCAGAGGCAACGAUAUUCAAAGCAGCCUCCCGGCCAUCAUGCCAAUCUCCGAUGGUCUUAGCUAGCCUGGCACCAAUUACAGGCUUUCCUUUUAUGACAUUCCUGGACCUUAAGCUCCGAUCCACACUCCCCCAUGGAACGAGUGAGACCAUCCAAGCACUGGCAAAAUUGCCGAACCUGUUGGUUCUUAGAAUCCGUAGCGGCCAUAGACUGAUCGACGACCGUGUCCUCACAGGUUGGGCAAGAUCCUCUCAAGAAUCACGCGGUUUUCCAUCACUGCGAGUCUUCUUGUUACAGAGUCCCUACAGCGUGACCUCACUUGGCCUCACAAAUCUCCAGUUGCUGCCAAAACUGAUCGGCCUGUACCUAUAUUACCAGACAUGGGACGAGCCACCAGUGAGCGCUGCCGCGACCAAGAACAUCUGGGUGCCGGUACAUAAGGAAGACUACUCCCAAUUCCUCCCACCUCACUCAUCCCAGAGGAACCGUGACCUCAGGUGGAGGGAAGACACGCUGUCCGAGGAGUUGGUUGCAUUUGCAAGAUGCGCCAUGGACAUGAACCGAGACGUCUUGCAAGCGGAGGAGGACUGGGCACGCGACUUCGACAAAGCGAUGGCGGUGGUGAAAUGGAACGAUAAAUCGUUAGAGGGUUUCCGAUCCGAGCUCGGAUAUAGGGGAGGGGAAAGAUAUUUGAGCUUAACCCUUGGGGACUGGUAUGUGCGAAAAUUCGACGCGCGAAGGAAUGAAGGAUCAGUCAUACAUGGGAUUGUUCCUGAGAGGAAUCCUCAUGGCGACUCGUUGCGGAAACGACCGAAACUGCGUCAAGGAAAGCAGCCGAUGGAUGUCGAGGAAUUUUUGGGCGCGUAAGGUGUGGUGGUUACCAUAUUCCCAGUGUAUCAUAUAAUCGUAUCGACCUCGGCGGUUCAUCAUUCGGGUUCCUAAUGGCAAGGCUGUGUGAUCGUGUCCAACCUCCAACGUCCACGUUCGAGCAA